Messenger RNA from Acanthaster planci (crown-of-thorns starfish), 3402 nucleotides. It is a transcript of the gene sav1, whose product is annotated as salvador family WW domain containing protein 1. Lineage: Eukaryota; Metazoa; Echinodermata; Asteroidea; Valvatida; Acanthasteridae. Gene Ontology annotation, biological process: hippo signaling; apoptotic process; positive regulation of apoptotic process. Gene Ontology annotation, cellular component: cytosol. The record is from RefSeq and is a predicted model, not a curated record. Gene Ontology annotation, molecular function: molecular adaptor activity; protein binding.
AUGGCAGCUCUCAGUCAGUACGAAGAACGGAACUGGAUGCUAAGUUUAGCAGGGCUGUAGCCUAGUUUGUGAUUACUUUUACAUUGUGGCAGAAUCUUGGAAUGAAGUGCAUUAUCUUCUGCAUGUUUUGAAAUCAUAAACAGGAUCAACAUGGUCAUGUAGAGUGUGCUUCAAACAGAGGACCAAGAUGAUACUCUCUCGAAAAAAGGACUCCUCCAAACCGUUGACGUCAGAGGGCAUAGCAGGCAAAUACACCAAGCGAGAGUCGUCUCCCAUUCUGCAGAGCUACAUGUCCCCUGUGGUACGCCAUGGCCCGUCCACAAGCCGUCGCCAAACCCCUCCAAGCUCCAUGCAACACUCGGGGGCAUCGUCACACGACGCACCGGUUCCUGGUGCUGGGCGGUACAGCCGAUCACCCCAUUCGUCUGCGCAGAGUCUGACCUCUUCGGCCGAAGAUACCGGUGUUUCAUCCUACAGCAGUCGGUACACAUCUUCAGUGGCCUCACUGCCGUCACGUGGCCAGUAUGUGCAAGACGUGGCGCCGGUCAGCUCGUCCGUGGGAAAUUUGAGACACCCUCCCCUUCCGAGUGUUAAUUUGGCCCAUCCCCUCCCCCCAGGAUGGACAGUUGAUCGGACAAUGAGAGGACGCAUCUAUUUCAUUGAUCACAAUACCCAGACAACUCACUGGAGCCAUCCGAUGGAGAAGGAAGGAUUGCCGGCCGGCUGGGAAAAAGUGGAGUCACCGGAGCAUGGUGUUUACUAUAUCAAUCACAUUUCUAAGAUGGCCCAGUACCACCAUCCCUGUGCAAGAAACAUACCCCGCUAUGAGCCGCCCCCUCCUGCCCCCAAGCAGUUACCCAUUACGCACCCCCACAGGGGUGGGGGUGGCCACCCCCAUGCACCUGGUGCUGAUGAGCACCCAGGGGGCCAACAUGUGUGGGUGCCUGCGAACCCGUACCUCUAUGCUCAAAUUCCCGACUGGCUGGAGGUGUACUACAAGGCCUCCCCCAAGCACGAUCACAAGCUGAAAUGGGAGCUGUUCCGGCUGCACGAACUGGACGCCUUCCAGGGCAUGCUGUCCCGCCUCUGCAAGCGGGACCUUGAGGAGGUGGUGAUGGACUAUGAGGCGUACCGGUUCGCCCUGCUGCGGGAGAUGGACCAGCGCCUGGUGCGCUCCAAGAAGAUGCAACAGCAGGCCCUGCAGCAGCCCAGCCCGGAGACCAAAGUGUGAGACUUCAGCCCAGCAGUGGCGGCCAGCAGGUUGAGCGGUCGGCAGGGUGAAGGUUUUGAAUUCUUACUCAUUUGUACACUUGCUGGACAUUAUUUGUUUCGCAGGGCAAAUUCAAUCGACGACUGUAGUUAACUAUAGUUUGACUAACAAUGCCUGAACAAUGGAUGGUUUGGAAUAUUUGGCCCUAGGGCAUGGUCGCAUCGCUGGUUAUCAAUAGCUGAUUUCAUUUAUCAUUACAGAAGGAACUAUUCUCAUGAAUAUAACUGUACAAGAUUUCAGUGACCAUGUACGCUACGAGAAUCAUGGCCGACCGUGAAAUGAGAGUAACAGGCCAAAAUAAAUAGGCUGAAAAGGGUCGUUCAAGUGUAACUGAAUUGCACAUAUGCACAUUGUCAAAAAGCAUCUGACUAUGGGUUUAACUAUAGUUCGUACUCAAACUUGCCCUUAGUUGUGGGGACUGCACUGGUGUAUCCAGGUCUGGGAUCUGGGGCUGAAUAGUAGUUGCAAAGUGCAAAUUUACCACUAAAAAGGUUCCGCAAUCUGCACUCCGUGUGACUGCACCCAAGAUAUUGGCAGAUUGCUGGUGCUAGAGGUUAGUAUCCUUGAAAGAAACCUCACCUCCAUGGCAGUGCAGUUUCUUGGUUAGAUUUUGUUCUCAAGACAGUGUUAUCCCCCAGAAAUUUUAUUAUUUUGGGAAGAUUUUCACGUGUUUUUGCAAACAGUCAUUAAUUGUGGAUGUUUAGUCAGUCAUGGACCCUAGUUGCCCUGUAUGAUUUAACGUCCACGAUUUGAAUGUGUAUACAUACAUGCACACACCCACACUUUUAACACCUCACAGGAUUAGUGUGGACUCUCAUUUGUUUAUGUGUAGUUGAGGAAAAACUCCACUCUCCCACACUGAACGCUAACUCAAGCUAAAUUCUUGAUGAUGAAGAGUUGAUGGACAUAAUGAACCAAAGAGAUUUGCAUCUUGCAGAUCUGGGUGGUGUAGUAUGGACUUGCACACCUCCACAGAAAUGUUUCCCACCUGCUGAGAAAUGGUUUUGGUGGAUGUUUGGGUUGAGGGUUAUGAGUCACAAAAUGGAGAGGAAUAUCCAAGGGCAUCAAAGUCACAAAUAGAGGCUGAUAGAUUGUUCACAGUGUGAAAGUGGUCGCAGAUUUUUCAUUGUGAAAUCGAGGAAGUCUCCACCAAGUGGGAACAAAUUUGACAAGAGAUGUUGUGUUUCCUCACCUGUUGGGCAUUUUUAGGCCCCACUUUUAGCACAAGUUUGUGCCAGGUUUCUGGAAUCACGAGACCUUGCAGACUUGAGCUUUCAGACCUGCGAGCCGUAUCUCCAUCCAUUUGAAAUGUCUCUUGGGGAAAAUCUUAAAUAUGGCUUGUGGAGAAGAGCCUAAAUGUGCUUUCAAAAACAAAUUGUGCAAGAGCUGUUUUUGGUGCAGGUGUACACAAAGCUUGUGUAUGCUUCACUUUGGGACAUGUUUGUGCAAAGUCAGUGUCAAAUGAACCUCAAGAAAAAUGAACUUGCAUGGGAAGUAGUGAGAUGUACAUGUAAUCGACCCUUGACCUGAUCUGCUGUGAUCAUCCAAGCCAUGUCAUGGUUUGCCUGAUAAGGGGAAUGCCCUGUGCUUCUACAUAACAAUUUACUGUAGUAGUAACUAUGAAGUUGAACCCUACCACAGUUGAAUUAUUAAAUCAUGAACAUUGUAAGCUUUGAUUUUUUUGGGGGUGGUGGAAUUUUUGGAAGUGCACUAUUUAUGUACGAUAAGAUAAAAAACAUAGUAUUUAACAGAACAGGGUACACGCAUGUUUAACAGUUUUGUUAUAGUAACUAAGUUGUUUUCCCAUGUGAUAAAAAACCUCACAAUUCUUAACUUUUUAAAACUGAUGAGAUACAGAAUAUCGUCAAGUUUUGGAAAGUGUUAGUGCAAAGGAAUUUCAGCUAACACCGACACAUCUUAAUUGAAGAAACCCAUGUAAACUGAAUUUAUAAUUUAAAAGAAAAUGGGAUAGAUCUAUGUAUAUGAAUUAUGUUCCAUUGGUAAAACCCUGUCUAAAGAUCACUUUUUGACACAGGUAAUAUGAUAGAGUAUUCACAAAGUACCAAAAAAAAAACCACCUUGAUGGGCCAAUAGAGUACCGAAGUAAAUACGUCACGCACACAAUUAGUGUG